AUGAAGUCUGGUUUCAUCGUAACGAUAGCGAUUGCGUUACUACUACACAUAACCUUUCUUGUUUCUCUAGCAAAAGAGUGUACAAACACUCCUUCGCAGCUCUCAUCACACACUUUCCGCAACGAGCUUCUCCGAUCAAACAACGAAUCUCUCAAAACAGAGCUGUUCUCUCAUUACCAUCUCACGCCAACCGAUGACUCAGCUUGGUCUAGUUUGCUACCGCGCAAGAUGCUUAGAGAAGAGGAAGAUGAGUACAGCUGGACCAUCAUGUAUCGUAAGAUCAAGAACUCGGAUGAUAACGCAUCCGGUAGCUUCUUAAAGGACGUUUCCUUGCACGACGUUAGGCUUGAUCCGAGCACUUUCCAGUGGAGGGCUCAGCAGACGAAUCUUGAGUAUCUGUUGAUGCUGGAUGUUGAUGGUUUGAGUUGGAGUUUCCGUAAAGCUGCUGGUCUUGUUGCUCCUGGUGUUCCUUAUGGAGGUUGGGAGGGACCUGAUAGUGAACUCCGUGGACAUUUUGUUGGUCACUACUUGAGUGCAACAGCUUACAUGUGGGCAAGUACUCAUAAUGAAACUCUCAAGGAGAAGAUGUCUGCUCUUGUCUCAGCUUUAUCUGCUUGCCAGGAGAAGGUUGGCACUGGUUAUCUCUCUGCUUUCCCUUCGAGCUUUUUCGACCGGUUUGAAGCUAUAAAGCCUGUCUGGGCUCCAUACUACACCAUUCACAAGAUUUUAGCCGGCUUGGUGGAUCAGUACAAGUUGGCUGGGAACAGUCAAGCUCUGAAAAUGGCAACAUGGAUGGCUGAUUACUUCUACAUCCGUGUUCGCAAUGUGAUAAAGAUGUACAGCGUUGAAAGACAUUGGCAAUCACUAAACGAGGAGACUGGUGGCAUGAAUGAUGUUCUCUAUCAGAUAUACAGCAUCACUGGAGACUCCAAGUAUUUGCUGCUCGCACAUCUCUUUGACAAGCCUUGCUUUCUUGGAGUGCUUGCUAUCCAGGCUGAUGAUAUAAGUGGAUUCCACUCUAACACACAUAUUCCCAUUGUGGUUGGUUCCCAACUUCGGUAUGAAAUCACUGGUGAUCCACUUCAUAAGGAAAUCUCAAUGUUCUUUAUGGAUAUAGUCAAUGCUUCCCACAGCUAUGCGACCGGAGGAACAUCAGUCGGCGAAUUCUGGCAAGAUCCAAAGAGAUUGGCGACUUCGCUGCAGACUGAAAACGAGGAAUCAUGUACUACUUAUAACAUGCUCAAAGUGUCUAGGAAUCUGUUCAGGUGGACAAAAGAAGUUAGUUAUGCAGACUAUUACGAGCGCGCUUUGACAAACGGUGUGCUUGGGAUUCAAAGGGGAACCGAGCCCGGACGGAUGAUAUACAUGCUCCCAUUGGGUAAAGGUGUUUCUAAAGCCGUGACUUAUCACGGUUGGGGAACACCUUAUGAUGCCUUCUGGUGUUGCUAUGGCACUGGAAUUGAAUCUUUCUCAAAACUUGGAGAUUCUAUAUAUUUUCAAGAAGAUGGAGAGUCUCCAGCUCUCUAUGUCACACAAUAUAUAUCAAGCACACUAGAUUGGAAGUCUUCUGGUGUUUCGCUAUCUCAGACAGUUAAACCGGUUGUGUCAUGGGAUCCGUACAUGCGUGUGACAUUCACUUUCUCUUCUUCCAAAGGGGUGAUAGGGAAGGAGUCCACUUUGAAUUUAAGGAUACCUGUUUGGACAAACUCUGAAAGUGCUAAAGUCUCUUUGAAUAAACAAUCCUUGAAAGUACCAGCUUCAGGUAACUUUCUAUCCAUCAAACAGAACUGGAAAUCAGGAGAUCAAGUAACCAUGGAGCUACCCUUGAGUAUCAGAACAGAAGCUAUAAAAGAUGAUAGACCGGAAUACGCAUCUCUUCAGGCCAUACUCUAUGGCCCUUACUUGUUAGCUGGACUCACAAGCCGGGACUGGAGCAUCACAACUCAGGCUAAAGAUAACAUAUGGAUAAGCUCUAUACCCGAAACACACAACAGUCACCUUGUCACACUCUCGCAACAAUUUGGAAACACAUCUUACGUGUUGUCAAACAACAACCAAACCAUCACCAUGGAAGCAUCACCUGCGCCAGGGACACAAGCCGCCGUUGCAGCAACUUUCAGGCUCGUGACUGCUGAUGAUUCCAAAGGAGGGAUAUCAUCAGGUCCUGAGGAGCUGAUUGGUAGCCAGGUUAUGAUCGAACCGUUUGAUUUCCCUGGGAUGCUUGUGACGCAAGCAACUGAUAGCUCCCUUGCGGUUCAAGGUUCUUCUUCUAGUGACAAAGAAGCCUCGAGGUUUCGUUUAGUUGCUGGAGUUGAUGGGAAGCAGGGGAGUGUUUCUUUAAUGCUAGAGGGCAAGAAGGGUUGUUAUGUGUACAGUGAUCAAACCCUUAAGCCGGGGAUGAAACUGAAGCUCAAGUGUGAUUCUGAUGCGAGUGAUGAGAAGUUUAAAGAGGCAUCAAGCUUUGUGUUAAGGAAAGGGAUGAGUCAAUACAAUCCUAUGAGCUUUGUGAUGAAUGGAGUGCAGAGGAACUUUGUGUUAUCUCCAUUGUUCAGCUUAAGAGAUGAAACAUACAAUGUGUACUUCAGUUUACAAACUUGAAGAAAUAUAUACUUAAAAAAAGCUCCUUUAAGUAAUGUGGAAGAAAAAUAAGAAAAUUGUUAUGGAAUUAGCUGUAAGGGUUGUGUUUAGAUGUUUAGUUUGUUAGGUGGUUUGUGUUAUGCAAUUAAUCCACAAAUGUAUGUUGCAAGUUACUAUAAAUAUAUAAAGUUUUUUUUCACAAA
Molecule: messenger RNA, 2780 nt
Organism: Brassica oleracea var. oleracea
Lineage: Eukaryota; Viridiplantae; Streptophyta; Magnoliopsida; Brassicales; Brassicaceae
Exons: 11
Coding region: 1-2598 (865 amino acids)
Biological process (GO): carbohydrate metabolic process
Source: RefSeq, a predicted model, not a curated record